GCUGCGGCUCGCCUAUCAACAACCUCCCUCAUUUAUCGCAUAUAUUUCCACCUCAUUGUCGGCGGCAUUCUCUCAUUUCGCGCGAGAGAGUAGCUCUAUCUCUUUUCUCCCACAUAACCACACUCCUUUUUUCCCCCUCUCUCUUCUUCCCUUCGUCCCCUUCCACCCGUCCAGCUCCCGCUCCCCAAUGGAUUCGAGUCCUGCGGCGUCCUGGCAACCCACCGACGAGUCGCGAGAGGCCACCAUCAUCUGACCCCGAACAUAGCGCAGCGCAAGAGGAAAAGAAGAGACAGGCGGGAAUUACGGUAACGGGGGAGAAAGAACGAGAAAACGGGGAAGCUGCUGAGCGCAUCCUAGAUUUCCUUGAUGGGGAUAGUGUCAAAUAUAUAUAAAUAUAUAUUCUGACUUAACUUGUCUCCUGCCUUUUUUUUUUUUUUUUUCUUCUUUUUUUUUUCCCCCGCUGGUGGCGUGGUAUCGCAGUUUGUGUGCUUGCUUGUCUUACUACAUUCUAGCAACUUUUCCUCUUCUGGUAAUUUCUAGCUGGAAGGAGUUGGGAGAGCUGGGGCAAUGGCAGCGGGAGGACGGGAUGGUAAUAAUGCUGAUGCGAUCCCCGAACUUGACGGUGAAAAGGAUCUCUUGAGGGUUCUCUCUGAUAAAGAACCGACGUUUGCUGAAGUCAACGAUUAUCUUGCCAAGUUCCGUAUCGCAUGCCAAAAUGCCAUAUUUCACUGCUUCGAGACCGGGACGGAGACCGCAUCUCUGCGUGUGGAGGGCCGGUUAUGGGAGAUACAUGUGAAGAUCAACAACCGGUUUCGCAAGCUUUUACUUCGUUUCCGUGACGAUAACGCGCAGAAAAAGAGACCCGUCGAAAGGCGAAAGUUGCAGAGCCACUACUUGAACUUUAUCAAAUCGAGCCAGCGUUUCUACCGUGGCUACAUCCAACAUCUCGUGUCGCGAUUCGACCGUAUACCGGAACUGGAGAAAUUGGCCAAGGAACUUAAGUUUGAGAACAUCUCUGUAGAGGAAAAACCUGAAAUUCCGGACGAUCUACGCAAGAGCGUCCUGCUUACAUGCCAUGCAACCCUUAUCCGCCUUGGCGAUCUUUCCCGCUAUCGCGAAAUGGAAUUGGUUCCGCCAACGAAGAAUCGAAACUGGAACCAGGCUAUCAGGUAUUAUAAAUUGGCCGAUAUGCUGAACCCAGACUCGGGAAUGUCCCACAACCAGCUAGCGGUGAUUGGGCUUGCGGAUGGAAACCAUCUGCAAGCAACUUAUCAUCUAUACCGCGCUUUAUCCGCCCAAGAGCCGUACCCGGGCUCGCACGGGAAUCUGCAAAUUGAGUUUAGGAAAGUGUUAGCAGUCCGGGCUAAGGGGGAGCCUAUCGCAAGCGCAACUGAUGAGAAAGCCUCUCUUAUCUCUAUGUUUGUUUACCUCCAUGCCCAGUGCUACAAAGGGUUGGACUUUCCUGAGCACGAUGAACUUGAAAAUGAGAUCCUUAGUCAAAUGGCUAUUGACCUCAAGGAGCUCUCCUUGCACCCGCAUCUAUUGCAGAAAUUUUGUUUGAUAAACAUCGCUGCGGAAGAGUACGCAAAUGCUAGGCGGACGAAUGAGGGAAAAAGCGCAGGCGAUGUAGAGCCCGCACGCGAUGCACCGCUGUUUUUCCAGAGACUCAAUGUGAAAACUUUCUUCACUCUGUUGCAAAUCUUGCUUUCCGAGCUGGAAUGCUCGGUUGCAGCAAACGAGUCUGAAAGAAUAACGCCAGUUGCACAGUGCGUUUUGCCCGCCCUGCGACACUAUAGCUCCUGGCUGCUCUCGAACAGUGGCUCUUUGGUCUAUGAAGAUAAGGAUACUCUGUUAUAUGUGCAGAUCAAAGAAUUCUGGAAAAUGUAUGCGGGUACUUUAAGCCUGCUUACAUCGAGUUUCGACGUGCCAAGUCUUUCUGAUGUCGGGUAUCUUCUUCAGGAAGACGAAGAUACGCUAGGGUUUAGUCCCUUGGUUAAUGAUAUAACCUGGCGAAGAUACGUUGAUGAGCGUGGCCAUAAGAAACCCAGAUCCGAUCAUAUCACAGAGAAACUGCCCGCUCAUAUUGAAAUGCUGUUUCGUGUUCGUGAAUUUGUGAUUGAUGGUCUUGAUUUGGUUGUUCAAGAGAAAAUUCCUAUCAUUCUCGCAGAGAAUAAGGAGACAAAACUAUUUGUCUGCAAGGAAGAAGGGCUCCCUCAAUUCUCAAGCCCAAGCGGACAUCAACACCGACACACCCUUUCCUCCACUAGCAUAGAGCGCGAAGACAUCCGUCCUCCUGAAUCCAGUCAGGGGCCAAUGGAAUACGCCAACUCCCAAUCGGCAUCAGCAUCUAUCUCCCUCGCUAUGAACCAGAUGGUCGACAACCUCGUUGAAUCAGAAACAACCGAAAACUGUCCCCCAAUUGAAAAAACCCUCUCGUCCACUACAGCAUGGCGCGACGCAAGCCUAAAUAACGCCAAUACCAAUAAUGGGGUUUCUCAACAAGACGGGGAUGACGACCGCGCCGGUAACGGUAAUUUUACCGGAACUGGAACGGGAACCUUCAAUUCAUACAGUCCCAUCAUCGAACCUGCAGCCCCGCAAUCAUAUUCUCCCCGGCCCGCUCUACCAAGUAUCCUUAACACUCCAUUUGCGCCGCAACCAGGCGAAGCCCUAUCGCCCGCUACCCGUCCUUCUACGGCCAUCAGGCAAGGCGAUCAGUAUAACCCGAUCCUCCGCGCGAAUCAUCAUAACGGAGCGUUCUCCCCAGCCCAAGAUUUCCCACAACAACAGCAGUACAUCAUGGGUUUCCAAAACAGCCUGCAACUCCCGUCCACGCCCAAUGACUAUUCAUAUGCAACAAGCAGCCUAUCGCCAACACAGACACAAACCCCAGGUAUCCCCUAUAAUCAAGGCGGGGCUGGUGGGUAUGCCACCCGCCAACCACCACCGGGCCUUCCGUUCAAUGGUUUUUUGAACACCGCUGCUCACCAGUACAACGAGCGGGGAUUCAACCAGCCAUCCGGUGUGUCUUAUCAGUACUCAUCGUACGAUCCCAUUUCGAGUGUGAAUUCCAAAGCGUCGCAUUUGGGCGCCGGCGUUAUUGGCCAGACACCGCCUAGUGGGCAGGGGAGUGGCGGAUGACCAGUUUUUUUCUCUUUGGGCAAUGCCUUCUUUCGUGGCAUAUUCACUGGGAUAUAUACACUUGUUUUGUAGGGAAGUGCAGGAGAAAGGGGGGCGGGGUUUGUUUUUAACCCCUUGACUUGGGAAACAAUGUUGAUGGGGGCCUACUUGUUCUUCCUAGAUGGAGAAGGAUCCAAUAAGGCGUACUAUGCUAUGUCAUGGAUGUUUAUUCGAGUUAGUAAAGGUAAUCGGCGAAAACGGAUAACUUCAAAGAGCGAAUAUUAGCAUACCCCUCUGUUGCGAGCCCCUCGACAUUGGCUAUACCACUUUCUACCACCAGUGCGAUGAGCUGCCUUCUCGCCCGGACAGGGUCGUUGCAAACCCCGACCGACUUCCCACACGAUCUUCCUUCCCAAAAAGCCACCCGGCCAGCCUCAGUUCACGUCUCUCUCUAACUACGAGCCCCAUGGCUUCCUUUAGCCACCAACAAGGGCACCACCAUCCCUACUGCCAUCACUAGCAGGCCCAGCGCUACCCGUCUCAUUUCCUCUCAGCAAUUUUACCCUCCUGAAAGUUUGCAAUUGCGGAACGGAAAACCAGAAUUCAAAACGGGGACCUCAUUUCCUUCAACACUUGUCCGGACCAGGCUGCUUCAGAAAACUGCAACCUAGGCGCGAUUGAUACAUAUAACCACAACUAGCCAGCAACCUAGUCUACUCUAACCCCUAGGCAAGAAUACCCCGCUCUCCUGGGUCCAAUGUACGGUGCAGUCCACCACACGCACGGGCAUCAGAGUAACACACAGCGCCACUCUCACACGCUCGUAAAGAUGUGUGGUACAUACGCCUGGCUUGAACAUAAAUUGCAGUUAUGGGAUUGUGGGCUACGAUGGCCGUGGAUGGAGUUUUUUGUCAUUUCCUUAGAUGGAUAGCUAGCGGUUGCUGGCUGUCCGGAUUCACGUUUCUUUUCUUUUCUUUUCUUUUCUUUUUAUUUAAUAAAGAAGAAACCUUUUAUACUGUAUCUAUUGACUUGAAUAUAUGUACGCCAUGCGAUGCUACGCUUGUGCUACGAUUUAUGCUAUGCAUGCAUGCUAUUGUUCUGCUCUGUGAUUAAUCUCCUUUUUUUUCUCUCUCUUUGAAAUCAUUGAUAAGAACAUAUACCUGUGUCUACGUGUGUAUUCAUUCACAUGCUUUGGUCGUUUUUCAUUACCAGUAUUAUUCCUUUCAUUUAUUUAUUUUUUCAACCCCCCAACCUCCUCUAAUCGUAUUUUUUUUUUUCACCAGAACAAUUUUUGUACAGAGAUGUAUCUUACCAGACUGAGUGGUAGCUUAAUUAGAUUGAUUGGCUGGCUUUUGUUAUUACUUACGCUAUUCAGAAUUGCACAAUUUAUUUUUUUUUCCCUUUAUUUUAUUUAUAGUUAAAUAAUUACCCUUCACUCUCUUCAUCCCAUCAGCUCUACAACCCAACCCCACCCCCGGGUAGAGAUAUACGUAUCUAUUUCCUCCGCGUUAGAUCGAGGUGUAUCUAAUACGAUCUAUUUAGAGCAAAGCUGUGCACCUAUGGGAGUUUGCAUUGAAUAACGUAUCCAGCAGGAAAGGAAGUAGGAAAAAAUCAACACUUUAUUAUUUGCGGGAAAAAAGUACCAUAACGCGUUGUUGAAAACGAGACAAUUCUAUCAUUAAAUCUUCUUACUUCCCUUUUUCUUUUCUUUUCUGAAAAGAAAUUCUCUAUCUGGCAGUUGAAAUUUUGUUUUUCU
Messenger RNA from Blastomyces dermatitidis ER-3, 4876 nucleotides. RefSeq lists its product as uncharacterized. Gene Ontology annotation, biological process: nuclear-transcribed mRNA catabolic process, nonsense-mediated decay. Gene Ontology annotation, cellular component: telomerase holoenzyme complex. Lineage: Eukaryota; Fungi; Ascomycota; Eurotiomycetes; Onygenales; Ajellomycetaceae. The transcript has 6 exons. Gene Ontology annotation, molecular function: telomerase RNA binding; protein binding; telomeric repeat DNA binding. The record is from RefSeq and is a predicted model, not a curated record. Bases 568 to 3141 code for a protein of 857 amino acids.